CAAUCAAUCGAAGUGAUUGGUUUUUUGAGAAAGGAAGGAACGAAGUAUGCCUUCCCGGGAACGAAAGAAAAAUACGUCAAUCAAACAAAUGGUGUAAUGUGCAAUUCUAAUGAUUUUAUCUUUUCUUUCUCUAUUUAAUCCAAAAUUCUUAAACAUACCAUUUCACAUAAGGGCGAGAUGUCUUAAGCAAUAAAAUAAAGUCAAAAAAUCGAUCACGUCAUUGUCCGACGCAUGUCUACAACAAAUUACUAAUUAUGUUUUCGCGUAAAAUUCAUUAGACGUCCUUGGACAAACGUAAUUUCCUUGUUCGUUAUUGUACUUACCUUCGAAUAAGUUUCCAAUCAUGAAUUUUGACGAUACAUCCAGUAGUGGGUACGUCACCACCGAGACGAUAUAUGGGACUCACGAAGACUCCCAUGUUGUGAUGUCAGAAAAAGUGCAGACACUCGCUGGAAGUAUUUACCAAGAGUUUGAGCGUAUGAUAGCGAGAUAUGACGAAGAUGUUGUAAAAACGCUUAUGCCAUUGUUGGUGAAUGUGCUGGAGUGUCUGGAUUCAGCAUAUCAAACAAAUCAAGAGCAUGAAGUUGAAUUGGAACUCCUUAGAGAAGAUAAUGAACAGCUGGUCACACAGUACGAACGUGAAAAGGCUGCCAGGAAACAUGCUGAACAGAAGUUGCUUGAGUCAGAAGACCACUACGAAGGCGAAAGGAAAGACCUGACAGGGCGACUGGAAGCCCUGGACAGCAUCGUCAGAAUGCUAGAGUUGAAACACAAGAACUCCCUGGAUCACGCCAGCAGGCUGGAGGAACGAGAAAAUGAACUCAAAAAAGAAUAUGCGAAGCUACAUGAACGGUACACGGAAUUGUUCAAAACCCACAUGGAUUACAUGGAGAGGACCAAGCUUCUACUUAGCACGGCGAGUGAGAGGAGCGAAGUCCGUGGUCGACUCGGGCUCAACCCUAUUGGUCGUUCAAGUGGUCCAAUUUCCUUUGGGUUCUCAUCCCUGGAGGGAUCAGUGAAUGUUCUCGAGCAAACGGGUAGCAUACCGGGCAGUCCUGUGAGUCUGUCCUCGUCUCCACCUUCGCCCAUAGGAUCUGAACUGGCCGCCGUGAGGACAGUGGAAAGGGCCCAUCAAACCGACCCGAUUACACAGCAAAGUCAGGCGACUUCUCCCGUGGCUCCUCCCAAUAGUUCUACCGGCAAAUCGCAAACAAAGAGUGAGAAGCGAAGCGGCAACACCCUGUACCAGGAGCUGGCCUUCCACGACACAGAGUCCAAUAUCGUAGAGGGCGACGAUGGUGCUGAUAUUACAGGCAGUUGGGUGCACCCGGGUGAAUACGCGUCCUCAGUUAACGAUAACUACUUUGGUAUGGGCAAAGAGGUGGAAAACCUGAUUCUGGAGAACAAUGAGCUAUUGGCUACAAAGAACGCAUUGAACGUGGUGAAGGACGACCUGAUAGUGCAAGUGGACCAGCUGACCGGGGAGCAGGAGAUCCUAAGGGAGGAGGUGGCCAACCUCAGCGCGGCCCGGGAACAACUGCGGGAGAGAGUGACACAACUCGAAGAGGAACUGAGACAUUUGAAGGAAACGGUGACCAACAACGCCGGCGGUGAAAACGAGGAAGAAGCCGAUGUACCGAUGGCGCAGCGAAGAAGGUUCACCAGGGUCGAAAUGGCGCGGGUGUUGAUGGAACGAAAUCAAUACAAGGAACGAUUUAUGGAACUUCAAGACGCGGUUCGCUGGACCGAAAUAAUGCGCGCAAGCCGUGUCGACUCCACAAUGGACAAGAAGAAUAAGCAGAGCAUUUGGAAGUUCUUCAGUAAUCUGUUCAGCACUGGAGAAAGACCCCAGCGUCCUCUGUCUACGCCCCAUCUGAGAGCCGUAGCGGUCCCACAGCCAACCAUGAGGCAUUCAAAAACCCAGGAUUUUCUGGAGACCCAGCUGACUGACCAUCAUCAUAGGCGGCAUGAAAGGAGCGAGCAGUUUAGACAGGUCAGAGCUCACGUGCGGAAAGAAGAUGGACGGACGCAGGCGUACGGUUGGAGUUUGCCGGGCAAGAGCGGCCAGGGGCAGAAGGGACCCAGUACUUCUCUAUCUUCGGGAGGCGUUCCAGUUCCAGUGCCAGUGUUCUGCAGGCCCAUAGCGGAAGCGGAGCCUCGCAUGACGUUGCUGUGUGCCGCCGGGGUCAACCUCAGAGGCGGUAGGACUCCGGACGGCGGCUGUAUGGUCGGCGAAAGCGUGUUCUAUGCCAAAGAAGAGGAUAGGCCGGAGAAUGCCUUGUGUCUGGCGGAGGAGAUGAGCAAAGCCCAGCAACAUUCUCCUGAAGUGGAGGAGAUAAAUAAGCAGUUACAGUCCACUCACAGCAUCGAGCACUCUGAGAGGAAUCUCUCUUCGUAUGUGUGGAUCUGCUCUAGUACGCCGACCAAAGGCGUUGUUAUGAUCAUAGACGCCAACAACCCGGCGGAAGUCUUGGAAUCGUUUCCGGUCAACGACAAGCACAUAUUGUGCGUGGCGUCUGUUCCCGGCGCCGUGGAGGAGGACUACCGCGAGUACGAGGAGAGGAUGAACGCGGAAACUGAUAACAAGAGACAUUCGCAAUCUUUAUUCUGCAUGGGCAAGAAUGAUUCGACUGAGAGUCCUACAAAUAGUGCGCCGGCAGAUGGAGCCAAUAAUGGUGAAAAGUUCGUCGUGGGGAGUUCUAGACUGGUACAAGCGACUCUUUUGACGCCCCCGAGCACUCCGAUCAAGGAGCCCGAGCCGCCAUCGGAGCCCGAGGUUCCAAAGGAGUCUAUUGUGAAGACUGUAGAAGAGGCCGACACGACUGCCCCGGGUAGCCCCCCGCUUAGUUCCACACCGGUCGUGGAGAAUGAACACUUAGGUUCUCCCGAGCCAGGUGUAGACGCCUUCGCUCAAGAGCAAUCCAACGCGGAGACGAGAGCCGACGUGCCUCAAGACAGGAAGAUGUCCACCGUGAUGGCGACCAUGUGGCUCGGGACGAGAAGCGGAAACCUGUAUGUGCAUUCUGCUAUCGGGAGCUACAGCAAGUGUCUGGCGAGAGUGAAAUUAAACGACGCUAUUCUCUCAAUCGUGGCGUGUUCUUCACGUUGUAUCGUCGCUCUCGCCGACGGAACCGUUGCCAUUUUCGCCAGACAAGCGGACGGACAGUGGGACUUCACGCAGUAUUGGCUGCUCACAUUGGGAGACCCUAAGUGUUCAGUUCGUUGCCUGAGCGCAGUGGGUUGCACAGUGUGGUGUGGUUACCGGAACAAAGUGCACGUGAUCGAUCCUAAGUCUAGGUCAUUAUUGUACUCUUUGGAGGCUCACCCGAGGCAGGAGAGUCAGGUUCGUCAGAUGGCGUGCGAGGGCGAUGGGGUUUGGGUAUCAAUAAAAAUGGACUCGACAUUGCGUCUCUACCACGCGCACACAUACCAACACCUGAAGGACGUUGACAUCGAGCCUUACGUCAGCAAGAUGCUGGGCACGGGAAAACUUGGAUUCUCCUUAGUGAGGAUCACGGCUCUGCUGAUAAGUUCUGGAAGACUAUGGAUCGGUACCAGCAAUGGAGUGGUGAUAUCUGUGCCCCUGUCGGAAAGUUCCAGUAAAGAUUCCACCGGGGGCUCUCUGCCGCCUGUCCUUAGUAGACCUACACCUGCAAACGCGACCUACCGCGCCAGGUCGGCGAGUCCCACUGGCUCCAUACCCUGGUGUUCCAUGGCGCACGCCCAGCUCAGCUUCCACGGGCACCGGGACGUCGUCACCUUCUUCGUGGCCGUGCCCGGGGCUUCGGGGUCCCCGUCGAGGAGCCCCGAGGCGGCGAGGAGAAACUCACCCACAGCGCCCUCCAUGUUGGUCAUAUCGGGCGGGGAAGGAUAUAUAGACUUUAGAAUAGCGGAUUCAGAAAUGGAAGACAGCGUGGUGGUGGCGGAGGACGGGUCCAGUGGCCACAGUUCGUUGGCCGAGAGGGCCUCUAAGAGCCACCUGAUAGUGUGGCAAGUCGCCACCGCCUAACCUUCGGCCCGCCGCGUGCGACUCGACUCCGAUUCAGAUUUCGUAUACGUGUGUACUUCCACCAAGCCGGUGCAAAUCGUGUAGGAUGCUAUGUGACGUAUUUGGGAAUUGAAUAAGACAUUUGUGAUAUUAUAUAUCAUACGAUGAUGACUGACUGUAUAGAUCAAUUGACAGUGAGCCUGUUAUUCUCAUUAACAGGCUGUUGAAGUUCUGUUAAAUGAAUUUUUGAAAUUGAUUUAGACUACAGGAAACAACUUUUACACAAUAGAGUCAUCACUUGAAUACGUCAAACAGAUGUGCAGUAUGUCAUAAAAUAUCUUAAAUCUCUUGUUUAAUUCCCAAAUGACUCGUGGAUUUAAAAGGAUGGUUGAGAGUCAGUAUUCCAUUACCGUAAUAUUUAGAGUUUGGUUGCGUUCAGCAAAUCUGGGAUUGUUUUCAUAAAAGUUGGUCCUUCGAAAUCCUUUCCUACCUAUUCAUUCACCUUUCACCGACUCAAGGGACACUAGAAAGAACAUAAAACGUGAACAGCACUUGAUUUAUAAAAACACCAGGAUAUUUACAAUUAUGAGAUUUCCGAUGUUUCAAAAGACGAUAGGUUCUUAGAUCGAUGAUAUUGAAUAAAAACCUGUAGCAAUAGUGAUAGUGUCCCUAAGUCCGUCAUUAACACCGUGUGAUCACUAGCACGUUACGUUUCUGAACAUUCGAGCAGCCGUGCACGGCACAUCAUGGACUAUUUGCCAUUAUUUAUCACAUAAUAAUCAUAUACGUAUUAUCGUUACUACGUGUGCUUUUCGUUCGCCGGUCACUACUUACUUGGCGCUUCGGUUUGUGAAUUAAAAUAUAUAUAUAUAUAAACAUUGCUCAUGACUUUGGUCGAUCCGCUUGUAUGCGUUUGUUGUUUUCCAUAAAACGGAACGACUGUAGCUUAAAUCUCAUAUAGAAUUAAUGUACAACAUAUAACCACCAAAUAUUUCAUUUUAGUAGUGUUUGUAGUUAGAUUAGAAAGAUUUUUUAUAUAAAAUUAAAAUGUAUGAAAUUAUCUCAUAUGGCAGAAACAUAUUCUGUCUAUCGUUUCGGCUGUGGUUGUCGUCUAAAUCACAAUUUAACUUAUUUUUUGUGUGUUGUCAGAUCAUAUCUUUAUACAUAUGAGAGCGAGUGUACAAUACGAAACGUGUAUGUUACUUAUAUUCUUAUAUGUUUUCAUCUAUUGUUGCUCGUUCUUGAGUUGUGGCGCUUCGGUCUUUGUAUAGGCGACGUCGUGUGCGGUAAGCCUGUGAUUAAGUAUGUUAAGAAAGGUGGAAAUGUUACCUACUUUAGAUCAAUUUUGUUUUUGCGCUAUAAAGAUAGCAAACUUUGUUGGGAAGAGAAAACAAGAUAUAGAAUUUUAUGGAAGUGAAAGUUUCGAAACUAACGAGUCGAAAGUUUAUAUCGCUGCUUAUAUUAUUCAUAAUUUAAGGUCAGUCUUUUGUGUCCCCUAAAUAGUAAUCACAGGAGUGCCGCGCGCAAUGUCAACCAGAUAGACAUAGAUGUUACCCGUAGUACAAAAUAUGAUGAAACUAUGGUCGAGUUUUUACACAAUAUUUUUUCCCCUUGUCUCCACAGCAUUUGUAAUUGUUGUUAUAUUUAACCUAUUUAUUAAAUAAGUAAUGGUGCAAAUAUAAUUUAAGUCUCUGUGGAAUAUUUUUUUUUUUACAUUUUAAUAUCAAUUAUACAAAGAUGAUCUUUUGAACUAAUUUAAUCAAUUGUAACUUUAGAGGUUUCAUGAUCCCUCGUCUCGGUAAUAUGAAAUUUUUUUUUAUAUCACAUAGUGGUUAUAUUUAUUGCAAUCUUACUUCGAUUUAGUUAUUUAUAAAUUGUUAAUUUUAUUUUUUAGUUUUGUAUAUACACAUUUGUCAUAAUAAAUUAAUAAUACGUGUGCAAUCAUUCAAUCACUAUGAAUUUUAUUUAAAAUUAAUAUAUUUUGUCAUUUUUCUUAUUUUUUACCAUUUUUCUUUUUCUUUUACAAUUAUAUGACGUCUCUAUAAAUCCGAAAUCUGUGUGUAUAAUAGUGUUGCAAUGAAGUUAAUUAUUGUACAGUAGGCAAUGGUUGUAGGUAAACAAUUUUUACCAUGUACUCAUGAAAUUAUUAUAUUAUAUUAAGGUAUUAUACAAUACAUUUACUAUACAAUAUAUGAAUUAGGGGGCAUGUUGACACGUUAUUACUUUCGACCAUUGCUUACUGUAAAAGCUAGUCAAAAUAAACGACAUAGUUAUGUAAAGAUGUAAUUGCUAGGGUAAUAUUGUUUUGCUGACGGGCUCGGAAGGAGAAAAUAUAGACACCACUAAGCAUAUUUUACAUACCUGUAUCUAUAAAAUUUUGCCAAACAGUACAUUUUACAACAAAAAAAAAAUUGUAAGGAACCCAAGGCAUUUUAAUUUUCUAACGUUAUUUUGAAAAAG
Messenger RNA from Amyelois transitella, 6448 nucleotides. It is a transcript of the gene syd, whose product is annotated as JNK-interacting protein 3. Gene Ontology annotation, biological process: vesicle-mediated transport. Gene Ontology annotation, molecular function: MAP kinase scaffold activity; signaling receptor complex adaptor activity; JUN kinase binding. NCBI's taxonomy places the organism in Eukaryota, Metazoa, Arthropoda, Insecta, Lepidoptera, Pyralidae. Gene Ontology annotation, cellular component: cytoplasm. The coding region runs from base 344 to 4009 and encodes 1221 amino acids. The transcript has 24 exons. The record is from RefSeq and is a predicted model, not a curated record.